GUUAUGGCCCUCCGCACCCUCCUGCUUUUUCAUUGACAACCUCACCUCUGCAAGAUUUAGUCCUUUCGCAAUAUUUAUCAAGUCUGACUUUGUGGCAGCCUCUAGCGCCUCCAGAGUCGGGUUUUCUAUAACUUUGUCUACGUCCAUCUUUGCUGGUUUCCCGUCUGGUUACCUGUGCAACCAGAUCCAAGUUUGGACUUAAAAGCCAGAUUCACUGGCCCUCCAAUUUGGUAUCAAAUCUCGAGACGAGAUCCCCAAGUUGUUACGAACCCCGUAACUGGGUCACUUACCAGCAAAGAUGGAGACAUCCAUUGAAGUCUGAUGAUACUAUUUUUAACAGUAUUUAUUAGUAAAAAUACACAAAAAUAAUAUCAAUGCAAAUAUACAGCUAAUAUACGUCGUCAAAACUAAAUCUAAAAGUGCAGGUAUAAUAAUAAUCAAUAAGAAAUAAGCCCUAUCGUUGUCUAGGGGAUAAAUGUAUUGUCCGAUGGAAAUAUAUAGUUCGUUCAGUUCAUGCAGGCUGCAGCCGUUGGGGACUGCUGUGUUGCAAUUGUUGGAGAAAGAGAGAGAUUUAGGAGAAUAACUUGCUGGUUUUCCUUUAUGAUUUCGAUCCGUCAGGUGUCUCGUUGUUGUGGCCGUUCAAGUGUGACCUCUCCUUUAGCUAAACCGUUCUGCCAUGGUGAGCCUGCCAACCCAGGCAGGGGAAGGACGCACACAAGCCUCCACCGGCUUUCGCUAUCAAAUGCUGUCACUGGAUUUCUAGCGUUUCUCCUGGUGCGUCUAAAGGGGUUGUUCCCCAGACCCUCUUUUAUCCUUACUCACGGGGUCUCAGAUGUCAAUCAGGUUGGGAUGAUACAAUCCCUCAACCAGACCACUCUGGUUGUCCCCUGAGGGGUUUCAAUGAAUAGUACAGUACUCAAUACACAAUUCCGUCUCCAAGAGACAAUGGCCGUUAUCAGUGGUUUCGUUCCACUGAGGCCAGGACACAUUCCAAACCUUGUGUAUUCUGGAUGUCUCUCUCUCUCAUUUCCUGGGUCUCAGACUCGAAAUAAUAGUGAUCUUGCGAUUCUUGAAAAGGAGGGGGCGACUUUGUACCCUUCGGCCCCUCAGAGUUGCUUCACAUUCGUAACACGUUACUCAGCAUAAAAAUAUAGGAAAUAUUGGCUAAUUCUUUGUCUUCUUCCCCUUGGUCACCGGCUUGCCUUGAGUGACUUGCCAAAUGAUAUCUCCAAAAAUGGAGUUCUGUCACCACUGACACUACCCAUUGAAUGAGUAUCACAGCACCUCAAUACUUGAUGAAGUAUUCCUUGUUAAUUCUAACACACUCUGCGGACCUUAGCUGGUGCUUGAGCGUACAACAUCAUAUUCUGAAAAUACCCAGUUAGAUCUCAUCAAUUAAGCAGUUUCCUUCUACAAAUACAAAAAUAAAAGGCAGCAUUGACCUUCUGCAAGUUCUGCUGUGGCUCUCCAAUGAAGCCACGCUAUGAAGCUGCCUCGUCCACUCAACAUCAGCACAGGCACUGAUGGCCAUUGAUGGCAGGUGCACUAAUGGCGAAGUUCCCAGCACAGUUUUGUGGUUUUUAACUAUAAACAAUCCCAAAUGCCACCCACCUGUAAUGUUUCCCUGCAAGUGUUGUAAAUAGAUUUUAGUGGUGUAAGGCUUUGAACUUCAGGAAAUGCCACAACGUUUCCCAUUCACAAUGCCAUCCACUGGCACAAAGAAACAUCAAGAAAACUAUGAAAUGGAAAUCUACAGUGGCACAAUUGAGAGCAUCCUGACUGGCUGCAUCACUGCCUGGUAUGGGAACUGUACUUCCCUCAAUCGCAGGACUCUGCAGAGAGUGAUGCGGACAGCCCAGUGCAUCUGUAGUUGUGAACUUCCCAUGAUUCAGGACAUUUACAAGGACAGGUGUGGAAAAAGGGCCCUUGGGGACCCGAGUCACCCCAACUACAAUCUAUUCCAGCUGCUAACAUCUGGGAAGCGGUACCACAACAGGCUCCGGGACAGCUUCUUCCACCAGACCAUCAGACUGAUGAACUCACACUGAUUUGACUGUACUCUAAAUUACAUUGACUGUUCUAUUUAUUAUAAAUUACUAUAAUUGCACAUAGCACAUUUAACAAAGAUGUAACAAAGAUUUUUACUCAUGUAUGUGAAGGAUCUAAGAAAUAAAGUCAAUUGAGUUCAAUAGGUCAAUAGGUGGGCCAGUCUAAUCUACCAAUAGGAAGUAAUUGCUUGUAUCUCUUUUUUCUGGUUGGAAGGUUGCUACCAGCAGAAUGCUUCGGCAAAAGUCAAGUCUCUCACCUUCUGACCAGCUGUUUGCCAGUAAAAAAUAUAGUUUCUUAUCUGGCAUUGUCUGCUAGGAGCUGAAUCUAUCAACUUUCACCUCAGUGAGUGGUUUAAAGUCCCAGCGAAGACAGCAAAGAAUUUCAGAAGGACCAAGACAGCUAAGUGACAGAAGGUGUCACACUGAGCAGUUUGGGCAGGACGGGGUGCCUGCUGGAGGCUUUGUGGGGUCCCUGGUCGGAACUUAUCCAAAUUGGUUUCAGCAGAUACAGUUCAGGUCAGGUAGUUUGGGUAGGUGGGAAGGUCCUUAAGAUAUAAAUUCAGCAAGGUAGUGAUGUGGCUAUUCUGACCUUAAUCAGAUUGAGGGGUAUUCCAGCCUUAGGGAGAUUUAAGACACUUCCCCCACCUGUCUCAGCUGUUCAUUAACACCCACAACAACAAAAUCAUUUCUAUUGUUAUUUUAAUUAGCUUCAUGCGCAAGGAAGUAUUAUGACAAAUUAUGUGAAUCGGGUGUUAACCCUUGCAGUUGGUGUUGCAGAUGUUUUCAUUAACAUUUGUAAUGUAAUUGUUGAACAUGGUACACAGGAGCAUUCAUUUCACCUCAUUCACUAUGCAGCAGUUUGAUCUAGUCCAACGUUCUUUAAAAGUACUUUAUAAUUUCAAGACAUUCUGUGUAACUCCUCCUCACACGACUUGCUUGCUCAAUAAGUACGGCUUCAGCGAGAUAAAAGGCACUUCCAAUAAACUCAGCAAACUGGCAAUAAUUUUCUUGAGUUUAAUCUUCUCUAUUCAUGGUCACCCACAUUGCCCUCUUCAGCUGCAUACUGAUAUGUUUGCCAACUGACAGCAGGGAAAUGAAAGAACCAAUGGGCUGGAGAGGCCAGGAGCUGCCUCAGAAGCUCAUUGGUUUUUCAUUGCUGAUCUGACAAAUGAGAAAAGUGACUGUAAGAAUACUGAACAGGAAAAGCUGUAAGCACUCGGGCAAUCUGUGCAGAAAAAGAAACAGAGUUAAUGUUUCAAGUGGAAGAUCUUUCAUCAGACAGAGAAUUACUUGUGUUUAACACGCCUGCUGGUGAGGAGUUUGGUUGUUUUAUUUCACACAAGCAUGGCCACAUGUUUCUUCGAGGGGAAGGAACAUGCUGCUCUGUAUCAGAAAUACAGACCCUGUGCACCUACUGAAACUAACAGCCUCAUCCUCAAAUACCUGGAGAAAAAGAAGGGGAAGCCAUUCAUCCUUGCAGUGGAUGUGGGUUGUGGUUCUGGCCAGAGUUCCAGGGGACUAGCUCCUUUCUUUGACACCGUGGUUGGAGUUGACGUGAGCGAGGCUCAGAUUGAAGAGGCCAAGAAGACAUGUGGACUCGAUAACGUUUCCUAUAGACAGGGUGUGGCGGAGAAGCUAGAUUUCCAGGAUGCUUCUGUUGACUUGGUCACAGCGGCGGCUGCAGCACAUUGGUUUGAUGUGGAGACGUUCCUUAAGGAGGUUGACAGGGUUCUGAAGCCAAAGGGCUGCUUGGCUCUCCAUAACUACCAACUUCCAUUUGCCAUGCAUUAUAACAACUGCUCUGAGCACCUGACUCAGAUUGUGGAAGAGCUGUUUGAGAGAUUUGAGCCCUACAAGAGUGAAAGAACACAGAUGUCUUGGAAUAAAUACAAAGAAAUAUUUGAAGCUAUUACAUUCUUAGACAAAGAAAGGAUACUGACUCACCAGCAGUUGGACCUUCCAGAUACAGGUGUAUUUUACUACAAUCGAAACACCUUGACUGCACACAGAGUUGACAAUAUUCUAAUCAAGCACCGAGUAUCUAUCUCAUGGAUUAUGGGUUUUAUUAAAUCCUUAUCUAGUUACCAAACGUUCCUGAAGAAAGAUCCAGAAGCAGCUAAAUCUUUACUUGAAAUAACAGAGCAAAGACUUCUGCAAGCUAUGGGAGUUUCUUCCAACGAUACUGUGGUGGAAAUAACAAUGAAUUAUUUUUGUUUACUGGCCAGCAAACCAGAGUAAGAGCCAAACUGUAGGUUUGCUGUUCUCAGGCCAGUUGUAUCAAUGACUGCAUCAACACUGUUUCCUGACCCAUGCGAAGCUCGUCAAUUUCAUCAACUUCGCCUUCAACUUUCACCCGGCACUCAAAUUUACCUGGUCCAUUUCCGACACCUCCCUCCCCUUUCUCAAUCUCUCUGUCUCUAUCAUUGGAGACGGCUUACCUAAUGAUCUUUUAUAAACCCACUGACUCUCACAGCUACCUCGACUCUUUUCUUCCCCUUACUUUUUGCUUGUUCAUUCAACCCUCCCCACUAUCUCCCUCCUGGCACUAAUCCUUACAAGUGGAACAAGUAAGGAUAAGAAUAGGUUGAGUGAACUCAGCCUUUUCUCCUUGGAGCGACAGAGGAUGAGAGGUGACCUGACAGAGGUGUAUAAGAUGAUGAGAGGCAUGGAUCAUGUGUAUGGUCAGAGGCUUUUUCCCCAGGGCUGAAAUGGCUAGCACGAGAGGGCAUCAUUUUAGGGUGCUUGGAAGUAGGUACAGAGAUGUCACGGGUAAGUUUGUUAUGCAGUGAGUGGUGACUGCGUGGAAUGGGCUGCCAGCGAUGGUGGUGGAAGCGGAUAUGAUAGGUCUUUUAAGUGACUCCUGGAUAGGUACAUGUUUCUUUAAAAAAUAGAGGGCUAUGGGUAACCCUAGGUAAUUUCUAAAGUAAGGACAUGUCUGGCACAGCUUUGUGGGCUGAAGGGCCUGUAUUGUGCUGAAGGGCUUCUAUGUUUCUAAGUGCUACCCCUGCCCCUCACUACCAUUCAGGGCCCAGAACAUAAACUCUUUGCUCUUUUGCAAAUAUGCUGCCUGGCCUGCUGAGUUCCUCCAGCAUUUUAUGUGUGUUGCUUCAAUUUUCAACAUCUGUAGAUUUUCUCUUCUUUGUGAUAUCAAAGGGACAUCCCAGUUCCUUUGAAGAUAUUUCACAAACAAUCCUUGGUAGAUCCUGGUGUGAGCACAGACACCAUUUAUGAUACAUUUUAAAUGGAUAAGGGAAGGAAUCAAAGUGACACAAGCAGGUAAUAUUGGAUAGGUCACCUGUUACAAAUUCCAGCUCGCUCACUUCCCCGUUGCUGAGGAAAAAGGAGUUUCAACUCACCCAGAAGUUAAGAUUUUAGUGUGACAGGUACUGCAUAUUUCUGGCUCUUUACAAUGGCUAAGCUUGUCAGUGAUUCAAGGGACAUUUAUAAACAGACAUAUGUCAGGACUUUCCAAUCUGAUGGGCUUUUGUUGUAAUUUCAGCCAACUACCCACCUUAUUACAACUAGUUUCACUGUGCAAGUCUUAUACCUUUGGGGUUGAUGGGGCCCAUUAGGGGCUCUCAGGGCAAGGCUGAAUGUACUGGCCUUGACCAUCUGCUUUCAGAGCGACUCCCCAAAAAUCUCUUUAGAUUUACACUGAAGUGGAUCCAGAAGGAGCAAGAGAUAACUCGGGUCGCAGAGCACAUUCUUAUUCUUGUUCCCACUUAAAGGUCCAAGUGCAGGCCUGCUGAAGAAUAGAACUACUGUUGCCAAAUUUAGUUGGACCUGUUCCUGCAGAUAUUUUUUUUCUUCUCUUCAAUUCCACCCCCUCCCCAACAGACGUCAUAAUCUUUCCCCUCACCUGCGACAAACAAAUCAGAAUAGAAGAUACACAUUUUGUUUAAUGUUCAGUAAUAUUUCUCCUGGGUUGCUCACAGAACUGUCUAUAACCAUAUAACAAUUACAGCAUGGAAACAGGCCAUCUCGGCCCUUCUAGUCCAUGCCGACGCUUACACUCACCUAGUCCCACUGGCCCGCACUCAGUCCAUAACCCUCCAUUCCUUUCCUGUCCAUGUACCUCUCCAAUUUUACUUUAAAUGACAAUACCGAACCUGCCUCUACCACUUCUACUGGAAGCUCGUUCCACACAGCUACCCAUCUCUGAGUAAAGAAAUUCCACCUCGUGUUACCCUUAAACUUUUGCCCCCCUCUCAAAUCAUGUCCUCUUGUCUGAAUCUCCCCUACUCUCAAUGGAAAAAGCCUAUCCACGUCAACUCAAUCUAUCCCCCUCAUAAUUUUAAAUACCUCCAUCAAGUCCCUCCUCAACCUUCUACGCUCCAAAGAAUAAAGACCUAACUUAUUCAGCCAUUCCCUGUAACUUAGGUGCUGAAACUCAGGUAACAUUCCAGUAAAUCUUCUCUGUACUCCCUCUAUUUUGUUGCUAUCUUUCCUAUAAUUCAGUGACCAGAGCUGUACACAAUAUUUCAAAUUCGGCCUUACCAAUGCCUUGUACGAUUUUAACAUUACAUCCCAACUCCUAUACUCAGUGCUUUGAUUUAUAAAGGCCAGCAUACCGAAAGCUUUCUUCACCACCCUAUUCACAUGAGAUUCCACCUUCAGGGAACUAUGCACCAUUAUUCCUAGAUCACUCUGUUCUACAGCAUUCUUCAAUGCCCUACCAUUUACCAUGUAUGUCCUAUUUGGAUUAUUCCUACCAAAAUGUAGCACCUCACACUUAUCAGCAUUAAACUCCAUCUGCCAUUGUUCAGCCCACUCUUCUAACUGGCCUAAAUCUCUCUGCAAACUUUGAAAACCUACUUCAUUAUCCACAACACCACCUACCUUAGUAUCAUCUGCAUACUUACUAAUCCAAUUUACCACCCCAUCAUCCAGGUCAUAUAUACAGACCCCUGAGGCACACCACCAGUCACCAGCCUCCAACCUGACAAACAGUUAUCCACCACUACUCUCUGGCAUCUCCCAUCUAGCCACUGUUGAAUCCAUUUUACUACUUCAAUAUUAAUACCUAACGAUUGAACCUUCCUAACUAACCUUCCAUGUGGAACCUAGUCAAAGGCCUUACUGAAGUCCAUAUAGACAACAUCUACUGCUUUACCCUCGUCAACUUUCCUCAUAAUCUCUUCAAAAAAUUCAAUAAGAUUUGUCAAACAUGACCUUCCAUGCACAAAUCCAUGCUGACUAUUCCUAAUCAGACCUUGUCUAUCCAGAUAGUCAUAUAUACCAUCUCUAAGAAUACUUUCCAUUAAUUUGCCCACCACUGGCAUCAAACUGACAGGCCUAUAAUUGCUAGGUUUACUCUUAGAACCCUUUUUAAACAAUAGAACCACAUGAGCAAUACGCCGAUCCUCCGGCACCAUCCCCAUUUCUAAUGACAUUUGAAAUAUUUCUGUCAGAGCCCACAUUUCUACACUAACUUCCCUCAAGGUCCUAGGGAAUUUCCUGUCAGGACCCAGACAUUUAUCCACUUUUAUAUUCCUUAAAGGCACCAGUACUUCCUCCUCUUUAAUCGUCAUAGUUUCCUUAACUUCCCUACUUGUUUCCCUUAGCUUACACAAUUCAAUAUCCUUCUUCUUAGUGAAUACCGAAGAAAAGAAAUUGUUCAAAAUCUCCCCCAUCUCCUUCGGUUCCACACAUAGCUGUCCACUCUGAUUCUCUAAGGGACCAAUUUUAUCCCUCACUAUCCUUUUUGCUAUUAAUAUAGCUUAGAAACCCUUUGGAUUUACUUUCACCUUACUUGCCAAAGCAAACUCAUAACUUCUUUUAGCUUUUCUAAUUUCUUUCUUAAGAUUCUUUUUACAUUCCUCGAGCACCUCAUUUACUCCAUGCUGCCUAUAUUUAUUGUAAAUUUCCCUCUUUUUCUGAACCAAGUUUCCAAUAUCCCUUUAAAACCAUGGCGCUCUCAAACUUUUAAACUUUCCUUUCAACUUAACAGGAACAUAAAGAUCCUCAAAAUUUCACCUUUAAAUGACCUCCAUUUCUCUAAUACAUCCUUCCCAUCAAACAAAUUGUCCCAAUCCACUCCUUCUAAAUCCUUUUGUAUCUCCUCAAAGUUAGCCUUUCUCCAAUCAAAAAUCUCAACCCUGGGACAAGUCCUAUCCUUCUCCAUAAUUAUAUUGAAACUGAUGGUAUUGUGAUCACUGGACCCAAAGUGCUGUCCAACACAUACCUCCGUCACCUGACCUAUCUCAUUCCCUAACAGGAGAUCCAACACUGCCCCUUCUCUAGUUGGUACCUCUAUGUAUUGCUGCAAAAAACUAUACUACACGCAUGUUACAAACUCCAAACCAUCCAGCCCUUUUACAGAAUGGGCUUCCCAGUCAAUGUGUGGAAAACUAAAAUCUCCAACAAUUACACCCUUGUGCUUACUACAAAUAUCUGCUAUCUCCUUACAAAUUUGCUCCUCCAAUUCUCGCUCCCCAUUAGGUUGUCUAUUAUACACCCCUGUAAGUGUUACUACACCUUUCCCAUUCCUCAAUUCCACCCAAAUAGUCUCCCUAGAUGAGCCCUCUAAUCUAUUCUGCCAAAGCACCGCUGUAAUAUUUUCUCAGACAAGCAAUGCAACACCUCCUCUUGCCCCUCCGAUUCUAUCACACCUGAAGCAACAAAAUCCAGGAAUAUUUAGUUGCCAAUCACACCCCUCCUGCAACCAUGUUUCUCUAAUAGCUACAACAUCAUAUUUCCAGGUAUCAAUCCAUGCUCUAAGUUCAUCCACCUUUCUUACAAUGUUCCUAGCAUUAAAAUAGAUGCAUUUAUAGGUCUACAAGACCUAUAGCUCCUGGUGAGAGAUCAAAGUUAAAUGUAUUAUCAAAUUACAUAUGUUAUCUGAGAUACACUGCAUUCUGAUUAACUGGGAAACAUUGGGACCAGUACAUUUUGGCUCAAUUAAGUGGCUGCCCCAAUUAGAAGUUUCAGAGAAAUAGUUAAAAAGGUAUAUAUUUUUUUUAAAAAGGCAAACCACCAUUUAACUGAGUAACAAAUUAUGUAUUUAAAUUAAAUACAGAACAAAUUAGAACAAUACCAAUGUUAUUGCAGUACUACAAAACUGUGAAUUGGUUCCUAAUAGUAUCAUCCAGUGUAUGCUGCCAUAUUCUUCUGAUUGACUGUAAAUGAGCAAAAUCAGCUCAGACACCUUAUAUAGAUCAUGAACUACCUUCAUACAAUCCUUUAAACAAAUGUAUCUUCCAAAUCUUCAUUUUCAUUGCAAUAUUCAAGAUUGUUGAUACCUUCAAAUUCUUCAUGGUUCCUGACUUUAAGUAGUGAAGUAGUUUUAUUUUCACUCCCGGCCGUUUCUGGCAUCUGCAAGAC
This is a messenger RNA of Hypanus sabinus (Atlantic stingray), 9371 nucleotides long. RefSeq lists its product as uncharacterized. The transcript has 7 exons. Gene Ontology annotation, molecular function: S-adenosylmethionine-dependent methyltransferase activity. The record is from RefSeq and is a predicted model, not a curated record. Lineage: Eukaryota; Metazoa; Chordata; Chondrichthyes; Myliobatiformes; Dasyatidae. Bases 3393 to 4286 code for a protein of 297 amino acids.